Messenger RNA from Nerophis ophidion (straightnose pipefish), 1243 nucleotides. RefSeq names its product sepiapterin reductase-like. Bases 18 to 788 code for a protein of 256 amino acids. The record is from RefSeq and is a predicted model, not a curated record. Gene Ontology annotation, biological process: tetrahydrobiopterin biosynthetic process. Lineage: Eukaryota; Metazoa; Chordata; Actinopteri; Syngnathiformes; Syngnathidae. Gene Ontology annotation, molecular function: sepiapterin reductase (NADP+) activity. The transcript is spliced from 4 exons.
UUUCAACAUAAGGAGACAUGUCUGAAGUCCUUCAUGCAAGCACCAGCACUUUGGGACGGUGCAUGUGCAUCAUCACAGGAGCCUCCAAGGGAUUCGGACGAGCGCUGGCACACCUGGCGUCACUGUAUCUGAAGCCUGGGUCGGUCCUGCUGCUGGUGGCUCGCUCCCGGUCUUUGCUCCAGGAGCUGAAGGAAGAGCUGCAAAGCCUGAAAGAAUGCCAGGGCCUAACAGUUCACUGUGCAGAAGCCGAUCUGAGCAUCAGCGAGGGCGUGAAGGAGACGGUGGACAUAGUGAGACAGCACACAGAGAAUGAUAUAAAUCAUGUACUUCUUGUCAACAACGCUGCUUCUUUGGGUGACAUUUCACCCUUUGAGAGCUUCACUGACCUGGACCAGGUGAACGCCUACCUGUCUCUAAACGUUAGCUCCACGCUGGCGCUGACCGCAGGGGUGUUGCAGGCCUUUCCGCCGAGAUCGGGCCUGCGAUGGAGCGUGGUGAACUGCUCAUCGACGUUCGCGCUGCAGGCGCUACCUUCCUGGGUGCUGUAUUGCAGCGCCAAAGCAGCCAGGGAGAUGAUGUUUAGGGUGCUGGCGGCCGAGAAUCCCGGUGUCAAAGUGCUGAGCUACUCACCAGGUCCAAUGGACACAGAGAUGCAGGAGACUAUUCGGAGGUUGACAGGCGUCCAGUACCAUCUGUACCCAUGCAGGGAAUCCGCAACUAAACUGAUGAAGGUUCUUUUGGACAAUGACUUUGUAUCGGGAACACACCUGGAUUUCUUUCAGUUGUGAUCUCAAUAUGAUGUUAAAAUGCAUGCUAACUACAUGUCAAAUGCUACUAAAAGGUACUGUACUCAGUCUCGUAUGAUAGAUAUACAGACAUUACAUUUGAUUUGAUUUCACACAAUGCAACUGAAAGCCCACAAGACUAUCUCAGUGAUUCCAAUCUUUUGCGGGCCUGGUUAUAGAUGAUAUCAGGCCACAGCAUAUGUCCACAGUGAUCUCAGGCUUUUGGGGUCCUAAACAAGGGUUUGUUUGUGGCCCCAUUUCAAUCUUUAAAAUGACUGGUUUCCAAAAAUAUAACAUCUAGUUUUGUCUUUAUUUGAAGGUACAAUGCACAGAAACAUUAUGUUCUGCACCAGAUUAUAGCUAAAUAGCUAAUUUCCAUCUGCAGUCCCUGGCUACCUCAAUUAAAGCGAUACAAUGAACAUGCAAUAAAAGUAUAACAAUAAAAAUGAUACUAUAGC